This is a messenger RNA of Puccinia graminis f. sp. tritici CRL 75-36-700-3, 2092 nucleotides long. RefSeq lists its product as uncharacterized. The transcript has a single exon. Lineage: Eukaryota; Fungi; Basidiomycota; Pucciniomycetes; Pucciniales; Pucciniaceae. Bases 103 to 1623 code for a protein of 506 amino acids. The record is from RefSeq and is a predicted model, not a curated record.
AGGAACCUUGUUGCAGAUCCUCGAAACUUCCAAACGGACUAUAAAACCAACUUCACCCUCAACCCAGCAUCCCCCCCUCCCCCCUCCAAGCAAAACCACAAGAUGUCAUCGCUAUUCCCACUACUCAGAUCACUCCUCAUCUCACCACUCAAACCAACAUCAACAACAACCAACACUAUCCAACAGAUCAUCCAAGACAGAGACCGAGGCGGAUUCACCACUCCAGACCGACAGCAGGACCAUCUCUCGUUCCAUGACACCGGAUUAAGAGGCACCCAGGGGGCACUCAUCGUACUCGAAGCACUAGCCACUAACCCAUUCGCAAGCAGGCUCACCCUCAGCCACAACAUCCUCGGCGAUCAGGGCGUCCGCCAGCUGGCCAGUCGACUCCGAUUCCUCAAGAAAAGACGCGCAACCCCCAUCCACGAACUCAACCUGGCCUCAAACGCACUCACCGAUGCCGCACUCAUCGAGCUCUGUCGGACCUCAGACGGGCUCCUGGAACUCUACCUCUCCAAUAACCACAUCUCUCUCAACUGUUCUCCCUCACCCUUCCUCGCCGGGCUCGGCAACCUCACCCUGCUCUCACUCACCUCCAACCCCAUCGACUGUCUCGCCCUAUCCGACUUACUCCGCAACCCCAAACUCGCCCUCCUCCAACUCAACACCCUCCAUCUCUCAGCCUGCGCACUCGACCUCCCCGUCGCCGUCUCCCUUGCACUCUGGCUAGAGGAUAGAUCCCGAUCUGGGACUUUGGAAUGGCUUGCCGUGAAUGGUAACAAUUGGGGAACAGCCGGAUGCGAACGGAUCGUUUGGGCACUAGCACGUCGAGGAGGGAACAGCAAUCUACUUCGAGUUGAAAUGUUAGCCUGUGAUGCCCCUCCAUCAGAAGCAGAACCCACUGAGGGUCGAGAUCAGAUGGAGAUCGUCAAGCUGAUGGGAUUCAGAGACUCGAACGAUCUCGAAGAUUGCCAUUUGACUGUCCAACUUGAAGGGGGCUGGAAGAAGCUCUUAGAGAAAUGCGAGGCUCGGAACCAAGCCCUCAGACUAGCCACUCGACGGGCCGCACUGGGACUGGUCAGCACCGCACGCCCGAUCCUCUUGGGCACCCCGCGUCCCCCAGCCUCAGCUGAAGCAGAAACCAUGGAAGCCAGCAAGGCUCGAGUGUUUCGGUGGGACAAAUUACCAGAAGAGCUGAAGCUGCACAUCUGGAGAUGGGUGGCCAUCCUGAGCGCCUUUCCCGGCCUACAAUCACUCGAGCUUCCCGACCAUCAUCAGCAACAAGGCCCGUCGCUCUCGGCGGCCGAUCAAGUCCAUUCCCGGGCCGCCACCGCCACCUCCCGAGCUGCCGCCGUCGACCCCUUUAUCCUGCCCGACCCGCUCACCCCUUCCCAACUUUUCAGCCUCAUCAAUUACGCACAGGAUCGCGAGAGCUUGCAGGCCGAGAUCGCACUCAGAGAGGAGGCUAUCUUCUCUCACCUCAUAGGCUCUAAGUCUUCCUCUUCUUCUUCUGUUCAUCGUCAGUUGGUCGACAAUCUUAGGAGAGACGCAGAUAUCGAUCGCCAGGGUCGCGCUUUCAUUCUUUCCUCCUGCGGCUGUCUUCGAUUCCAGGGCGAUAUCUGAAUUUCCUUCCUCAAUGAUUUUUUUUCUUUUCGUAAUAGAUCUCGACUUCUUCUUCUCUCUUGCUUAUUUUCUCUUACCCAAUAACUCUUCCUCUCCCUCUCUUAAGUCUUCAGCACUUCCAAUAGAUACAUAAAACCCGUUGAUCAUGUUAUCCUUCUUCCUCUUUUCUUUGAGUAUUAUUAGAGUCGAAUGAGUUUGUUGUAUUACACCAAGAAUUGUAUUAUUAUUAUUAUUGUAUUACCGAUUUCCUUCCUCUCUUGAUAUCGUUCAAUAUUCUCGCUUAUAUCUCCUUAAGCCUUUGGUUGUGUGUUUGUGUUUUUUGGAGUGAGAGGAUAGCAGUCUUAGUCAUCAUAAUUUGUUGUUUUUCGUAUUGUAGAGCAUUAUCAAACUGUCUUUUCCCUAUUAUAUACACUAGAGAAGUAAAGAUUUUCACGGCACCAAUCGAGUUGUAGAAUGAUGUCAAUCAUGU